Daldinia loculata is the source of this 929-nucleotide messenger RNA. RefSeq lists its product as uncharacterized. The coding region runs from base 101 to 334 and encodes 77 amino acids. The transcript is spliced from 3 exons. The record is from RefSeq and is a predicted model, not a curated record. NCBI's taxonomy places the organism in Eukaryota, Fungi, Ascomycota, Sordariomycetes, Xylariales, Hypoxylaceae.
GGUAGGUGCUUAUAUUAUUUGUCUUCUCAUUCAGCUUUAAGAGGGAAACUAAUUAUAAAUUCUUGCAGAUCUAGGCAAGUGCGAUAAUGUAUGUACAUAUAUGUAUCGACGUGCUUACCUUUUUCUGUUUGAUUUGAUACCUAUAUGCAUUGGAACUUCUUACCAAUCACAACCACCCAUCAUCAAUGCCUUUUUGAAUCCGAAGUGCUUUACUCCUCGAAGGGUUCCCGUACCUAACGCCACAUUACCGUGUUUGGUAGCAAUCAUCUUUAAAGAUAUUACAUAUAUUCCUGCGGUGAUAAUAAGCAAGCCGAUAACUUAUAACACACCAUAAGAGUCGUCAUCUUAUCAGAAGAAAUGCUAGUUAAUCCCGACUUUCCGAACAUCUAUCGCGACCGGCUUUAUACGAUAUAAAGUACUUUCCAACAAUCUCAUCAGGGGGUCUGGGGUUUCCGUUUGAAAGCAUCUCCACCAAUGCUUAAACACCUGCUCUCUUUUGAACAACAAUAAUUUCGAGCGACCAAGAAUAUUUACAUCAUCUGCCAAGGGCACCCGUCUCCCCCUCGGGUUAAAGGUAGACAAUUAGACAUAACGAACGGGAGGAAGCGGGUCUCUUCAUACAUAUCCAUCCAUCCCUCCAUCUACCUAUUCCACCCGUCAGUUAAUCCAUGAAUCCAUGGUCAAAUUGCGAGUGGAGACGCCGGAUACUUUAGACACACGUACCUCUCAUUGCGCACUAUAUACUACAUACUACAUACUACAUACCACGCAUUACGUACGCACUAUUCAGCCCGCCACGGGUCGGGACGGUGAUCUUCUUUCGAAACCAAAUCACGUUUCGAUAACAGCCCGUACUAUAGUUUACCUAUAGAAGUGCGAGGUAUCAACCCUCACGUUGGACAUAAACCCACCGACGUUUCUUGCCAAGG